This is a messenger RNA of Penicillium canescens, 699 nucleotides long. RefSeq lists its product as uncharacterized. Bases 1 to 699 code for a protein of 232 amino acids. The transcript has a single exon. NCBI's taxonomy places the organism in Eukaryota, Fungi, Ascomycota, Eurotiomycetes, Eurotiales, Aspergillaceae. The record is from RefSeq and is a predicted model, not a curated record.
AUGGUCUUUGAGGUCUGGGAUACUCUUCUUCGGGAGUCUCGCAAUAUGCCAGGCUGCAUAAAUGUUGGAAUCAUCAAAGAAUUGUCCACAUCACCAGCCGGAAAUAUAGUUGUCGCACUCUGCACCGAUUUUAAAAUCUAUGUGUGGAGGAAUCUGACGUGGAGGAAUAUCCAGGGAUCUAUCGCGCAUGACCUGCGAAUUUUCUCCGUCCAGGAUGUGGCCCACUUAGGUCGGCUUACUCUCAAUGGCAUCCGCCUGAUAACAAUCGAUAAGCGGAGCGAGUUUGUCCCAUAUACUAGAAGCGAUUCACAACAUCAAGAGCCUGAUGCAGCACGGAUCGGGCGGUUUUCAGAUGGAACCUACGUUACUCGAACUCAAGCGCAGGUCCCAGGAGGGUUUGCUAGUAAAUAUACUAUCAUCGCAAACGGCGAGCAACGACAUGAAUUUUAUCACUGCAACGGUGCCAAUUGUAUAUGGCGCACAGAUUCUGACGCAGCCAUCGUCAUGGACGACACCUAUAUUGUCACCGCAGGUCAAGGAUUUGUCAAUUUCUGGUCCAAAGCCGGCAAGUUGGUCAGUACUCACCGACUAGGAGCAAAAUAUAAGGAGUGGCGCGGCAUUGCACUAGCAGGUAAACAUACUGUGAUCGCUUUUGAUGACACAUUGACAGAAGCCACUGUGUGGGACUUUCCUAGCUGA